Molecule: messenger RNA, 2436 nt
Organism: Hipposideros armiger (great roundleaf bat)
Lineage: Eukaryota; Metazoa; Chordata; Mammalia; Chiroptera; Hipposideridae
Gene: RNPEPL1
Product: arginyl aminopeptidase like 1
Exons: 11
Coding region: 261-1733 (490 amino acids)
Biological process (GO): proteolysis
Molecular function (GO): zinc ion binding; metalloaminopeptidase activity
Source: RefSeq, a predicted model, not a curated record
CCCUGUCCAGGUUCCCUCAGGGAUUCCCAGCUGGUGCCUGGGGAGCCCUUAGGCGCCUUGGACAGAGUGAGAGCCCAGGUGCUGGCCCAGUGGAGAUCUGGUGGCUGGACCCCGAGCUGACCUACGGCAGCGCCAAGCCCUUCGUCUUCACCCAAGGCCACUCGGUCUGCAAUCGCUCCUUCUUCCCCUGCUUCGACACGCCGGCCGUCAAGUGCACCUACUCGGCUGUCGUCAAGGCCCCAUCAGGGGUACAGGUGCUGAUGAGUGCCACGCAGAGCACCUACGUGGAGGAGGAGGGCGUCUACCGAUUCCACAUGGAGCACCCUGUGCCCGCCUACCUCGUGGCCCUGGUGGCCGGGGACCUGCAGCCAGCAGACAUCGGCCCCAGGAGCCGCGUGUGGGCCGAGCCGUGCCUGCUGCCAACAGCCACCAGCAAGUUGUCGGGCGUGGUGGAGCAGUGGCUGAGCGCGGCGGAGCGGCUGUACGGGCCGUACAUGUGGGGCAGGUAUGACAUCGUCUUCCUGCCCCCCUCCUUCCCCAUCGUGGCCAUGGAGAACCCCUGCCUCACCUUCAUCAUCUCCUCCAUCCUGGAGAGUGACGAGUUCCUGGUCAUCGACGUCAUUCAUGAGGUGGCCCACAGCUGGUUCGGCAACGCUGUCACCAACGCCACGUGGGAGGAGAUGUGGCUGAGCGAGGGCCUGGCCACCUACGCCCAGCGCCGCAUCACCACGGAGACCUACGGCGCUGCCUUCACCUGUCUGGAGACAGCCUUCCGCCUGGACGCCCUGCACAGGCAGAUGAAGCUGCUGGGGGAGGACAGUCCAGUCAGCAAGCUGCAGGUCAAGCUGGAGCCAGGGGUGAACCCAAGCCACCUGAUGAACCUGUUCACCUAUGAGAAGGGCUACUGCUUCGUCUACUACCUGUCCCAGCUCUGCGGGGACCCCCAGCGCUUCGACAACUUCCUGCGGGCCUACGUGGACAAGUACAAGUUCACCAGCGUGGUGGCCCAGGACCUGCUGGACUCCUUCCUGAGCUUCUUCCCGGAGCUGAAGGAGCAGAGCGUGGACUGUCGGGCAGGGCUGGAGUUUGAGCGCUGGCUGAACGCCACGGGCCCGCCGCUGGCCGAGCCGGAUCUGUCUCAGGGGUCCAGCCUGACCCGGCCUGUGGAGGCCCUCUUCCAGCUGUGGACUGCAGAACCCCUGGACCAGGCAGCCGCCUCGGCCAGCGCCGUCGACAUCUCCAAGUGGAGGACCUUCCAGACAGCGCUCUUUCUGGAUCGGCUCCUGGACGGGUCCCCGCUGCCCCAGGAGGUGGUGACCAGCCUGUCCAAGUGCUACUCGUCUCUGCUGGACUCCAUGAAUGCCGAGAUCCGCAUACGCUGGCUGCAGAUCGUGGUCCGGAACGACUACUACCCUGACCUCCACCGCGUCCGGCGCUUCCUGGAGAGCCAGAUGUCGCGCAUGUACACCAUCCCGCUGUAUGAAGACCUCUGCACCGGCGCCCUCAAAUCCUUCGCCCUGGAGGUCUUCUACCAGACGCAGGGCCGGCUGCACCCAAACCUGCGCAGGACCAUCCAGCAGAUCCUGUCCCAGGGCCUGGGCCCCGGUGCCGAGCCCAGCGCGGAGCAGGGCGGGGCCCGGGCGGAGGCGGACACGGACACGCAGGCCCUGCUGCUGGGCGAUGAGACCCCCAGCAGUGCCAUCUCUCUCAGGGACGUCAACGUGUCUGCCUAGCCCUGACCUCCCAGACACCACCGUUGUGCCUUUUGUGGCCCAGGCCUGCCGGGACUGCACGUCAGCUCUGGCCACGACUUCCACUGGGGCCCACGCGUCCCUCCUGUGGGCUCUCCCAGGGACCUCCUCGUGGCUGCUGAGGCCCGUGGACCUUGUCCCCUCAGCUCUCUUGCACUGCAGGCCCCAAAGUGGCCAGCACUCGCCACGCCAUCCUGUCUCAACACUGACUGCAGCUGCUGCCCCUGGGGUGACAGCCCGCAGUCCCUUGGCGACUGCCACACUGUGCCUUAUGUCUGCCAGGAGCCUGGGCUGCGCUGUCCCCACAGCACGCCGCCUCCCUGCAGAGCCUCUGGGCUUGGCAGCCUCGGUCGGCCCCUGGCAGAGGAACAAGGAUGCAGACAUGCCCUUAGCAUGGGGGCAGAGGACACUGAGGAAAGGGUGGAUGUCCCUGGGGAAGGGCCCCGGGAAAGCCUUAGACCCUCAGGGAACACGGGGUCCCGGGCCCCAAGAGGAGUGGGACAAGACGUCUCUCUUGGGGCUGCCCGGGGCCACUGCCACAGGACCCCACGGGGAAGGGGCAGGUGGCGCUGGUGCUCUUUUAGGCCCACCGUGUUGGGGACCCCACGAUCAGAGCUGGGCCAGCCAGGAGACCGUUGCAAUGGGUCACUGUGAUUGUGCCAUUAAACCUCCACUCUGAAAAUGA